Messenger RNA from Arxiozyma heterogenica, 1326 nucleotides. It is a transcript of the gene KIN3, whose product is annotated as serine/threonine protein kinase KIN3. The record is from RefSeq and is a predicted model, not a curated record. Gene Ontology annotation, molecular function: protein serine/threonine kinase activity; ATP binding. NCBI's taxonomy places the organism in Eukaryota, Fungi, Ascomycota, Saccharomycetes, Saccharomycetales, Saccharomycetaceae. Gene Ontology annotation, cellular component: nucleus; mitotic spindle pole body; cytoplasm. Gene Ontology annotation, biological process: chromosome segregation; protein phosphorylation. Bases 1 to 1326 code for a protein of 441 amino acids. The transcript has a single exon.
AUGUAUCAUCGACCAGAGAUCAACGGAGAAUAUGAAAUAUUGGAAGAAAUUGGAAGAGGAUCUUUUGGAUCAGUUAGAAAAGUGAUUCAUAUGCCUUCAAAUACUGUUAUGGUACGAAAAGAGAUCAAAUAUGGACAUAUGAAUCAAAAAGAAAGACAUCAAUUAAUAGCAGAAUGUAAAAUUUUAUCACAAUUAAAUCAUGACAAUAUUGUCAAGUUUUAUUCAUGGGAUUUUAAUGACCAAAAACAAAUCCUGUUUUUAUAUAUGGAAUAUUGUUCACAAGGUGAUUUACAGAAAUUGAUAAGUAGAUAUAAGAAAGAACAUAAAUAUAUCCCAGAACAAACCAUAUGGACUAUUUUAGCACAGAUUUUAUUGGCUCUCUAUAGAUGCCAUUAUGGUGAAGAUACACCACCAUUAUUAACUAUUUAUGACAGAAUGAGAAAACCACAGAAACAAAGAAACACUAAUAUUGUGAUACAUAGAGACUUGAAGCCAGGAAAUAUUUUUUUAAGUGAUGAAGAUGAUAUUCAAUUUAAUGGAAAUAUGAUGAACCAAGAUGAUAACUACAACAAUGGAUCCCCAUACAAUUAUAACAGAGGAAGAAGCAAUAGUAAUGCAAGUGGAACUAGUAAUGGCAAUAACAGUAACGGAAGCAACAAUUAUAAAAAGAAUGGGAUUGGUAUUGUUAAACUUGGAGAUUUUGGACUUGCCAAAUCGUUGGGAAGUAGUAUUCAAUUUGCUACCACAUAUGUGGGGACACCAUAUUACAUGUCGCCUGAAGUGUUAAUGGACCAACCCUAUUCACCUUUGAGUGAUAUAUGGUCAUUAGGAUGUGUAAUCUAUGAACUGUGUUCGUUACAUCCACCGUUCCAAGCUAAAAGCUACACCGAAUUACAAAAUAAAAUUAAAAAUGGUAAAUAUGAAAGAGUUCCUGAGUAUUAUUCGGAUGGGUUAAUGUCAAUAAUUAAAAGUAUGAUUAAGGUUGAUAUGAGGGAUAGAAUGUCUACAUUUGAAUUAUUACAAGAUAUUCAAAUUCGUGCGUCCAGAAAGGCAUUACAGUUAGAAAUAUUUGAAAGAGAUUUAUUGAAUUAUGAAAAAGAAUUAGUCAAUAUUGAGAAAAUAUUAGAGAAACAAGCAGCUGACUAUGAGAGAACAAUGAAUCAAUUAAAAGAACAAUUUGUACAAGCUGUGGAAGAAAGAGCUAGGGAAGUAGUCAAUGGUAAAAAAAUUGGAAAAGUACCUGAAACACUAUAUCAUAAUGAAUAUCAUUAUCAUGAAGGUCUAUCAUCACGACCUGCAUAUCACUGGCAAACCAGAUACAGAUAA